GCCAGUAUGAUGGCUUGGCCUUACUCGACUCAGGGUGGGUCGGGGAACAUCUUGCACAUUGAGGUGAAGACAGUCGCAGAGGUUGGCAGCAGCGUCUACCUGAGCCUUGUCACAGAACAUCAGAAUUCUGAAACCAAGAAACAGAUCACUCACUUCACCAUCCUGGUCCUGAGUAAGGACCGGAUUGUGCAUGCCAAACAUCAAUCAAAAAGUGACCUCACGGUAACCACUAUUGAUGUGACUUCAGAGAUGCUGCCCUCCUUCCGCAUCCUGGCCUUUUAUUUACUGCCUAGGGGAACAGGUCAGGAUCCUAAACUGGUGGCCGACUCCGUAUGGGUUGAUGUGAAUGACAGAUGCAUGGGGACACUGAAGGUUGGUUUGGAGAAAGAAAGACGCUUCCAGACUUUGAAGCCUAACAGCCACGUGGAAGUGAAGGUGACAGGUGAUAAAGAGGCCACAGUGGGGUUGGUGGCCGUGGACAAGGCUGUCUAUGUCUUGAACAGCAAGCACAAGCUCACACAGAAGAAGGUCUGGGAUGUGGUGGAAGAAUAUGACAUUGGCUGCACAGUGGGCAGUGGGAAAGACGGACUUGCUGUAUUCAAGGAUGCUGGAUUGGACCUGAAGAUGAGCACAGGGAUGCACACCCCAGCAAGCUCAGACUGGCAGUGCCCUCAGAGCCCCCCUGCCAGCCGUCACCGCCACUCCCUGAAAUGGCUGGAGACCAAGAGGAAUGCAGGUCAGAGCUAAAGCUGGACAUGUCCCUCCUGGCUCCCUAAACUACUGUAUUCAUCAGAGCUUAGAAGAGAAAACUGAAACCACUCUAGGUGCUUCAAGC
Messenger RNA from Neomonachus schauinslandi (Hawaiian monk seal), 835 nucleotides. RefSeq names its product complement C3-like. NCBI's taxonomy places the organism in Eukaryota, Metazoa, Chordata, Mammalia, Carnivora, Phocidae. The record is from RefSeq and is a predicted model, not a curated record. The coding region runs from base 7 to 747 and encodes 246 amino acids. The transcript is spliced from 5 exons.